Molecule: messenger RNA, 7294 nt
Organism: Salarias fasciatus (jewelled blenny)
Lineage: Eukaryota; Metazoa; Chordata; Actinopteri; Blenniiformes; Blenniidae
Product: V-set and immunoglobulin domain-containing protein 10-like
Exons: 9
Coding region: 110-1291 (393 amino acids)
Source: RefSeq, a predicted model, not a curated record
AGGAAAUACAGCUUUAGUCAAGAAACACAAAACAAACAUGGAACUGAGUUUCAGCUGAAAAUGAACAUGAGUGCCGAGGAUUCAUAUUUUGACCGUCCUGACUGACGACAUGAGACAACCUCUGCUCCUUAUCAGUCUGUUGCUGGCAGAUGCACUGGCUCAGAACCAGGUGCCAGUCGAGUUCCAGCAAGACCCGGUGCUGGUUCAGACCGGGACCGACAUAUUAUUCACAGUGCUGACCGCGCCUCAGGUCUUCAGAAUCACGUGGCAGUACCAAGAUGGGAUCGUUCUGGGCUCGUGGAGCUCAGGAGCUGCUCAGAUUAACCCGGUGCCUCAGUUCCUGGGGAGGGUCAGCAUCACUGCCACUCAGCUCCGAAUUGGAAACGCUCAGCUGGGUGACGCCGGCAGCUUCACGGUGGAGGUGGUCCCUCUGGGCACAGGCCAGUCCAACUCCAGAUCCGCACAGCUGAGGGUGUUCGAUGCAGUGUCCGGGGUGAGCGUCUCGGUUCCCUCGACGGCGGUCGAGGGGAGGACUGUCAAUCUGACCUGCACGUGGACCGCGGGGACGGAGAUCACGGUCCAGUGGGGCAAAGACGGCUCGGCCGUCGCGGCGGACUCGAGGAUCACCCUCUCCGGCGGCUCUCUGGUCAUCAACCCGUCCAGACGGAGCGACGCCGGGGAGUACACGUGUACCGCCAGCAAUCCUGUCAGCGCCCAGAGCGCCUCGCAGAGACUCACCGUCUUCUAUGGCCCUGACACCCCCGUGCUGACCCUGGAGACCCCGAAAGAUUGUGUCGGUGAGGGGGACGUGAUGGUGGGACAGACGGCGCGCCUCACCUGCGUGUCCGACUCGCUGCCUCCCGCUCUCUUCUCGUGGCAACGUGACGGACAGCCUGUCACGCCAAGCCAGCCAGACAGUGGGGUUCUCACCCUCCAGACGAUAUCGACCAAUGAGAGCGGGCGCUACGUCUGCAUCGCCAGGAACGCCAUCUCCGAAGGCACGUCGGAGCAGGGCAGAGACUUGGCCGUCGUGGGUGUGUGUUUCAACGGAGGAGAAGUGGCGGGGAUAGUCAUCGGCUCUCUGCUUGCACUCCUCAUCCUCAUACUCCUCAUCGCGGUCAUUAUUGUUCUUGUGCGGCGGAGGAGGGUGCAGCAAAGACAGAGGGAUACUGUCCUUGUCCCAAAGACCAACCCAGAUCCACAAAUUCGACCCCCAGAGCCACAGCCUAAUGGUGUGAGGGAACUGGACCAAGGUCCCGACCCCCCCCCUCUUCUACACACAGCGCACUGACCGCUCAAAUGCCGCCUUACGCGGAAGCCGUGGCGAUCCACAGACACUGCGGCUGAAUGGACUGCGAAACUCUGACAUGCAUGGACACAAUGGUCGUACCCACACAAAUGGACUCCUACACAAUGCCAUUCAGAAUACCAAUUUAUACCCACACAAUGGCAUUGACAACCAGGCUUUCACACACACCGAUGCUCAGAAUGCAAACGCCCUCACAAACACACAGCAGCAGCAGCAGCAGCAGCAAAAUCCGAACAUCCUCAUACAACCUGGCGCUGUCCAGGGCGGCGCGCCGCCCCCAGCAGUUCAAGUCAGCCUCAACACACUGCCACAAACUAGCCAGCCAAACGGCAAUGCACAAGCGCCAACCAUUCAUGUCAAUCUUAACUCGUAUCCCGCCAACACCCAGCAGCCCCAGCAAGACAGUUCAUUACCUCUCACCAAUUCCACCAAUGUGUCACAAUUUCAGCACAGCCUGACACAGACCACACCUGGAAGACAAAGUGUUCAGUCCUACUCUGGUGACCCUCGCCCCAACGGGCACGUGAACACCGGCCAAGGUCAGAUUCCAACUGGAUACUCACAUUUUAAUGCCAACAUGCAGGCAUACCAGCAGGGCCCAGAAUCUCACCAGAGAUCAGACAGGGAGUCGGGAAGACGCGUGGACACGCCAAGCUCUGACCGUCAACAGAUGCCUUGGGAUCAACUCAGGGGAACCCCAGCUUAUCCCAACGACACCUCCGACAGUACGGAGUACACUACCCAUCCUCCCAUCAGAGAGGCAAGACGAAACAGCAGACCACAGCCCCAGAGCCAGACGGCGUCCCGCAGCAGAACGCCACCCAGACGGGACGCAUCAUCAUCGGACCGGAACAUUUGGAACCGUUUAGCUGAUCUCCGACGCACAAAAACUAGCAGUGUACCACAGUUCAGCCUGUCCCGCCACACACAGAGAAGCUCCGGCACACAAACGGAAAGUGCUCAGGCAGACAUAAGAGGUCUGCCUGUUCGCCAGAAUGCCCCCAGGCAAGAAGCCACUCAUAGCAAUAACCCCCAGGCACUUCCUCUCAUAAGCCAGCAGGCCUCUGUGGGCCGCUCUGCCGUGUCGCAGGGACCAGCCACACAACAGGGACUGACUGCUCUACAGGGGGCAGAUACCAGAGCUUUGGCUGAUCCUAAUCACCUUCAGCAGGCGCACAUGGCUCAGCAACACAGAGCCGCGCCGAUCCAAACACUGCCACAAGGUCUGCGCACACAGACACAGCCUGCCGUACACAGUGCCAGUCAACCUCGCCAAGGCGGCUCUGCUCCAGUCGCUCGCCCCUCAGAACAGCCUAAUCCCAGCAACCUAACCCAAGCUGCACUUAAAGCCCACACUGAGAACGCUCGAGUGUUUAAAAGUCGGCGACAGCAGACCCAGGCUGCCUUGCUCCAUGCUGGACAACAAGCCCACGCUCCGACGACUGGAGGUCAGCAAGCACCCGCCCCUCCUCCCGUUAUUCCCCUUGCACAUUUCCAAACCCUCCCCAGGGAGCGCACCCAACACAAGUCCCCGGCCAGGGGUCCGCAGCCCCCCAGACCUCCUGUCAACAUACCGACGGCACAGCGACCCAGGCACCGUUCUGCCAACCAUCAUCAUCGUCCCGCAAACGGCCAAAGGCAUGCACAUGUGCAAGGAAAGGACCACGGGCACAAUGCCCACCCCACCCACGCAUGGCAGCAACAGGCUCACAGAGGGAGACCGAGAUGAUGACAGAUGUCAGCCGACUGCACUCCACAACUGUCCCGCAUGCUCUGACACAAACAAACAGCUGACAGACGUGAUCCAAUAUACCAGCAAGCAAGACUGACUGCACAAUGCUCUGCACUUAAAAAGCUGUCAUCUCAGUCCUAAAGUGCCCUCCACCCACUUUUUUUCCCUUUUUUUUUUGUGUAAAAGAAAUGAACGUGUCUCCCAUGGGGAUGAUAAAAUGUGAGAUUUAAAAAUGCAAUCACUUUUUUCCUUGAAGGAAAAAGAAAGGAGGCUUGAUUAGAUAUUUUAAACAUUUAGUCAACCAAAUAGGCUAAAUCAUACAAAACCGACCAAAAUAUUCCCAGAAACCUGAAAAGUCCCUUCCAGACAGAGUCUUUGUAAACACUGAUCGUGUGUCAAAAUUUACCAAGAGGCUUCACAGAAAAAGUUCAUUGAUCCAUGGCGCCUGACCUUUUACUCAAACAACAACAACGUAAACAACACUCCUUCCAAUAAAACGCUCUUGAGGUGCUUGCAUGAAUAACUGCGACUACCUCAGCCAAAACGUGACACACAAUAAAUGAGAAGGGACCUUGCUCGAGAAGGACUCGGCCACGGAGAGCAGUGACAGUCUUGAUUUACUCUGAGCUAUUUGUCUUGCGCCUUCUGUUUACAGAUGCCUCUUAUGACACUUCUCAAUUAAGGGGAUUCGCCUCAGUGGUGCUCGGAAAUAAUGCUCGGCUAACUAUGAGGGAGAUCCCACGAAUGGAUGGGCGCUCAUUAAUUAACUGCUUUUAUGUGACUUAAAUGACUUGGAAAGUAAUCACACCCGUGCAUGAAUGAGGUCAGCUCAAAGACCUGAGCUGACACGCUUUCUGCUGAAAAAGCAGUGUAAUAAUUCACUGGGUCACAGAAAGCACAUAGAGAAAAAACGACUUUUUAUAAAAUGUUUAUGUAUUUAUUGAUUUUACAUUUGUGUAUUUUUUUUUGUUUGUAACUCAGGGGGUUUUGGAUUGUUUAUUUGUUUUUUGUUAAAAGGUAUCAGGGCUGUUAUUUGGGGGAUAAGGUCUUUUCAUGUUGUCAACAAAGUUUAUGAUGACAGCAAGACCAGCGAUGCAUCGAUUAGCUGUAAAGCUCCACUGUGCACCAACAGCUAUUAAAGGCACUGCUUUGAGAUCCAGAGCUGCACCAAAUAACUUUUUUUUCUUACAAGUUUUGAAUGCCCGUCCACAUGAUCAUCCUGCCACUUGUGAGAGUCGUGCCAAAUGUGUUUUCAUCUCCUGCAGAAAAUACUCCCAGGAACAGGUCUAUUUGUUUACAGAAACUGUGGAGAGAAGAGAAGGAAGAUGGUUUUUAUGUUAUUGAUUGACAAUAAUGAUUAAAAAAAAAAAAAAAAAAAGAUGAAUAUCCGCGUUUACUUUUGCAACUUAUUAGCUCCAUUUGACAAGCAUGCUGUAGAAACACACAGCACGUCUGGAGCAGGACAUGUUUACAACUCUCCUCCAAACAUAUGUAGGAAAAUCAUACUGGUGUUUAACAUACUGUAUCCACAAACCUUGAAGGAGCUGUCUUCAUUGUUGGGAAUUUGUGAUGUUUGACAAUGUAAACAAUAAUGAAACCAUAAUUGCCAUCCAUUGACUGUAUCAUUGAAAUGCUAUGCAUCACUUUGCUGUGUACCAUACUUUUCACAAGGAACCCACAAAAGGCACAACUCUGAGACGAAGAGAGUUCCUCCACAAACUUGUGCAUUGUUAGUCUGGGCGCAUACCAUCCUGCUAAAUGUGUAGCUAUUCAUCCCCUGCUGAAAGUGGAUCCUCAGAACUGGGCUAUUUGCUGCAGUGUGAGUGGCAUUUGCCUAAAACUACACUGCCCAUCUGUUUACAGAAACUAUGUCUGUAAAAACACAGAUUUAUGCAAAGGAGUUAGCUUUGUGUGUGACGAUCGGACAGAAAAAAACACCCCACAGAAACAUCUCAGAUAAUUCUACCUUUAAAUACAUCCCCAAUCCAGCAACAAAAACAUUUGAAAAACAGUGUGAACACUACACAGCACAUCUGGUGGCACCAGUCAGACAUAUGGGGCUUGACAUUUUUAUCACUGCUUUCUAAUUAUUCUCUUUUAGUGAAAUUAAUGCAUGUAGAUCACACAGGUGUUUCACACGAGUUUCAAGUGCAGUAUUGUAUCCACCAACCUAUAACCGAAUGCAUUCAUUAUUGUGGAUUCAUGGCUUGUUUCAGCAUCUUUUUUGGAAUAUUAACAAUGUGUGAAUAUCAUAUGUAAAGUCCAGAAAGAAACAUUGAAAUUCAGCGAGCAGACAGUCACGCAGCCGUCACAGAGGGGCUUACUUGUCUAGACUAUUCCCAGCAGAUGGCACAGGACUGUAUUGUGCCGCUCUCAAAAAUGAGCAUACUUUUCCAAACAUGAGCAUCUUUUGAUUUUCCAGUGGGAGGAAAAAAAAUACCUCUUCAUGCAUGUUGACAGUAACCGGGUCCAUAAAAGCACCUAUUUAUUCUGGCGUUCCUCUGAAUCACAGGGCUGUUUGCAGUCUGAGCAUAUUUCUGCUCGCUGUGUCUAUAGUGCUAAUUAUUCAUGGCGCCUGUGUACACCGAGUGCUGCUGUUGAUUCUCUUCAGAUAAAUCUGUUCCUUCGGCUUGUUGUGGAGGUGCGGCGCGUGUGUUUGGAUCACAGCUCCAUCAGUCUCCCAAUCCCCUGCUCCCACUUGUACGUCACCUCUGAUGAACAGUCCUGCUGCUCACUAUUGGAGACACUUCACGCUCGUCUAGCGCUGUAAUGAGUGGAGAUGGAGUGCAUUUGAGUACUCGCUACCAGAAUAGGUUACAGCAUUGCCUCCCAGUUCCAGGUGAGAGCUGUGAUUUAUUGAAACUUUGGAGCAGUUUUACAAAAGCAGUACUUUGUAUCCAACAACCCUGCCUGCUGUCUAAAGCCUGAAGUGUGUUGUUUAUGGCCUAAACCGCUAAAACUCAAACUGCAAGUCAGUUUGUAGUCUUGAGACGCGCGCCGCAUGGUAAACCUCAAAAGCUGAUGUGGCUACCUUCCCUGGACCAAUUUGCAUGUAAAUCUGCCCGUGUUGUUUUAGUAUACUGAUUUACAAUGAUUUACUGUGACUGCCGCAAGUAAUUGUAAUUGUUUACGCAUCCCUUUGGAGGCAUAAAUUAAAGGAAAACAUAACUCAAGUGCUGUGUGUGCAAAUAGGGCGUUUUUCGCAUUGAUGAAUAAUCAUUUUGGUGUAUGUCAAACUGCAGCAGCAAGCUUUUCUGACUCGAGUGUGCCGAGAGCCGCUGUUGACUCUACUCAGGAGACUGCAGUAGAUUUGCAGAGAAAACCUUAAUACCGCAAGAUGGCCAAUAUAAUCCUAAUCCAAUUUUAAUUUAAAUUUAGGAGAGCUCAGCAGGCAGACAUUUUUCUCUACUUGAUGGCGUUUUAUUGUCUGAAAAUAAAGUAGGAGCUGCCACACAGUCCACAGCACCUGCAAGUGAAUACAAAUUCAACACGCUGUUGUGGUUAUUGCUGCUAUCUCACAAUAAAAAAGAGCUCGGUUUGAUUCAGAGCUCAAUGGCUUUCUGAGAAGAGUUAGCAUGUUCUACCGGGUUCAUGUUUAAUUAGUGCUUUUAAACUGCCUGUAGGUUUGCAUGUGAAUCAUUAUAUUUCAGUCCUGGUCCAGGACGUACCCUACUUUUUUGCACAAUUUCAGAUUGAAUCAGCACGAGCCUCAAAAGACCCAGAGUUUGAUAAAGCGUGACAGUGCUAGCGAUGUUCUCCUUCCGCCAGGGACGAGAGAAAGGUCACAUCUGAUGGCAUUCAUAAGUCCAUAUGAUCAUUAAAACAAAAAGCGGAAUUCCCUGUGAGAUCUACAUGCGUGCCCAUCCCUGUCAAUGUGUCCUUGAACGAGCCACCAGCCCCCUCCCCGCAGCAGCACUGACCCCUUCAGUUCACCGGCACGUGAAUAUGAGUCUCACAGGGGCGUCGGGAGGGGGGAAAAAAAGUAAAUGUAUGUUUAAACUUCACACACAGGACAACUGAAACAAAAGCGCUCCACAUUUCAGAGUGGGACGGUGCGCCCCCUGAAUUUAUAGCCUCAGUCUGUGCCACAGUCAUCUAUCCAGCCAAAAUGUCCUUGAGUAGGACAGACAAUCCCCAACAGUUCACUAACUGUAAAUCGCUCUGCAUGGGAGUGUCUGAGAUGUAAAUCAUGAGACGAAGCUGUGCGCCGUGGCAGUCAGACACUCCAUGCCUUGUCACCCACAAGGGGGAGC